Messenger RNA from Mercenaria mercenaria, 6384 nucleotides. RefSeq lists its product as uncharacterized. Lineage: Eukaryota; Metazoa; Mollusca; Bivalvia; Venerida; Veneridae. Gene Ontology annotation, biological process: regulation of DNA-templated transcription. The coding region runs from base 1 to 3348 and encodes 1115 amino acids. The transcript has 13 exons. Gene Ontology annotation, molecular function: RNA polymerase II cis-regulatory region sequence-specific DNA binding; DNA-binding transcription factor activity, RNA polymerase II-specific. The record is from RefSeq and is a predicted model, not a curated record.
AUGGGUCAUCAAGAAGAGUUACAGAAAAAGAAAUACAGAAACUGGGUGAGGGGUGGACUGGCGUAUAAAUACCUUAAAGAAGGUAUCAAAGGAUUUGCUGAUGAUGUGGUUAAUGAAGAACACAGGAGAAUUAAUCAGGAUGUCAUAUCCGGACGUAGCUGUAACCAAUGCACCAAUGGAAGCCUGCGACCACUGCAUCCUUGUCAAAAAGAUCAGGCCGGCAAAAACAAAUGCUCUUGGGGCCAGAAUAGCUGUAACUGUCUGUAUACAAAGAAAAAACAAUGUCCUAAUAAAGUAUGCAACGUUAUCAUGGAAGAAAUUCUGAAAAUUCACGCAUCGGCACCGCCGUCACCAAACUGGAAAAAUACAGAUAUGCAGAAAUGGUGUUCGGAUCCAUGGGAGAUAGCAAAAUGUUUCAUCAAACCACCAGGAUAUUCCGACAAGUCUGGAGCAGACAAUAUUGACAUUUCAGGGUUACUUCAUGUUUUUAUCAACAAUAUCAGUCACAAAACACACUUGUCCGACAGUAGUGACGAUAUAUUUCUUAAGCUUCUACAAGGAAGAAAUGAAUUAUUCCAUUCACCGACCAUGGAAAUGGAAGAUUCCAAGUUGGGUGAAUGUAUAGAUGACAUCAUAGCCAUACUUGAGGAUGAAAAAGAACUGAAAGCAAGGCAUGAUGCUCAAGAAGCAGUCUUAAAACUUAAACAGUUGAAGCUGGAGAACUUUAUCAUUACCACACACAACGAGGUCGAUGUUUGCAGAGAUGCUCUAACCUCCAUCACCAACAAAACAGAAGAACUGAAACAAACGAUUCAAGAAGCUAAAGACGACAUUGCUAAGAAACAAGCAGAAGCUACUGAAGCAGUAGGUGAGGAGACAAAGAAAGUUUUGCGAGACGCUUUGGGAGAAUCAGACAAUCGGUAUGAGACACUAUAUGAAAGAGUUGAACGGCUUGAAUUAGAUCAUUCGGAUACAAAACGGCGGCUUACAAUACUGGAGGGUAAAGUAGACAAACUGGACAUCAUACGUCAAAAUCACCAGAAACAGUUAGACUACGUUGAAGGAAAACAAGUGAAAUGUAAAGACUAUCGAGAAUCUCGCAUGAAAAACAAUCAAUCCCGCCUGGAGGAGAAGCGUUUUGAGGGUAGCCAGAAGCGUUCUAACGCAGCACGCAUGCUUAAAAUAGACGAAUACGUAAAUAAACUAACACGUAGACAUUUUUUUUUCUCACUGGCAAAAAUGACGGAGAAACUUCAGUUUAAAAGUAGAAAGAGUGAUCACCACACGGAGGAAGAAGAGAUCUAUCAAAAUCUUUAUGACUAUGGAUACCCAAUAUCUCAGAUCCGUACAAUAAUAAGGAAACAUCCAGAUAGACAAACGAUAAAAGAUACAGCAGAGGAUGACCUGGAUGAAGUGAAGCAGACGGAAAACCAGGAUGAUGUCAUCACAAAGGAGUUGUAUCUCUGUGGAAAUUGUAGUGAGGGAUUUGCUUCCAUUCAGGCAUGUAAAGAUCAUAUGACAAAUGUUCAUGAGGUGACAGACUUUCAAACAAGUUGUAGAGUAGAUGCUGGCACUCAAGUUGAACCCAAAAAGAAACCUGGACGGAAGAAAAAAUCUGAACUCAUUGAGCAAAUUAAGACAGAGCCGGAGGAAAUAGUGAUGUCAGAAUCUGAUGAGGACUGGGCGGAACAGUUGAUGUCAUACUCAACACGAAGUCGCCGGAAGAGAAAACCCCCACAGGCGUUAAAGAAUGACUAUUACCUUGGUAGAACAAAAAGAAAAGAACAGAAAAAGAGAGAACCCAAAGACCUUAACACUAAAUGUGAAAAGGAAGGUUGUACAUUGCGAUUCAAAGAUGAAGAAACAAUGAGACAACAUUUACAGUGUCAUAUAGACGAUGCUGGUGUAACAGGUCCACAAUUCAAGUGUACAGCAUGUGAGGAGACGUUUGAUACCUGGAGAGUGGCGAGAAUUCAUAUGUGGAAGAUACACAGAAUCAGUAUAGACAUGAUCAGUUGCCCUCUCUGUGAUCUCUACAAAACAGAUGCACCUUCAAAACUAAAGAUUCACUUGGAGACACAUGGUUCAGAACGUCCCUAUGCCUGCCCUGUUUGUGGUAAAGCAUUUAAACAAUUUGCUCAGAUGAAGAAUCAUGAAACUUGUCACCUCUCACAAGAUAUUGUCAACUCGAAGGAGAUGUCAGACAGAUGGCAUACACCAAAGACUUGUAAUAUCUGUGGUAGAAGAUUUGUGAAUGUGAAAUGUAUGAAAAAACACAAGGAAGUGGUGCAUGGUGGGAAAAAAGAUUUCAAAUGUACAUACUGCAGUUACGAGUGUUCGAGGAAGGCCAUGUUAGUUUUACAUCUCCGGAUACACACUGGACAUAAACCAUUUAAGUGUGAUCAAUGUUCUUACUGUUGUGGAGACCACAAUUCUUUACGAAGACACAAAAUGCGACACACAGGACAAAAGCCUUACAGAUGUCCACAUUGUCCAUAUGCCAGUAUACAGGCAAUUUCUCUCAAAGUGCAUGUGAAAAAUAAACAUCCUGGGAUGGGAGGUAUAUAUUGCUGUGAAUGGUGUUUAUACAAAACUGUAAAUAAGCAGCAGUUUGAAAAUCAUCAGAUGGACCAUAAGAAUGGAUUGAUAAAAACUGAGCCAAAUGUAAAAGAAGUUCAAUUAGAUCUGUCUAAAUUUCCACAAGCAAAGCGACCGGGAACCAUGAUUAUAGGUUCAAAUUUACCUACAGUGUAUACCAGUAUUCCUGCUGAGAACCGUAAUAUAUUACAAGUAUUACAGACACAUGUUCCCCAUAAUUCAAAUGUUCAGGAAGUGUUACAGUCACAUGUUACCCAGAAUUCAGAUUUACAGGAAGUGAUAGAAACAUCUGGUACCCAGCCUGUUCUGCACACUCCAUCUCUCAUUCUAGAUGAAGGGCAAGUAAGCCAUUUCCAUCUACAAAUGAAUGAGAAUGGUGAAAACGUUACUGUUGAAGAAUUUGCAAAUGAAGGUCUAGCACCCAAUGACGUUGCAGCAGCUCAGCUCGUUUAUUCUGCUCUCACUGCUAUUUCCCAGAAUCCUCAGAAUGGGAAAGACGUUAUAGAUUCAGAGGGUUUAGUUGCAGGUGUGGAGAGAGGUGAAAUUCAAACUUCUAUAGAGACAAAUUUAAAAGAAGGGGUGACAACUCAUACAGUUACAUUCCAUCUGCCAGAAGGGGAAGAGAUAACAAGGGAGGUCACUCUACAAGACCAAAAUGAAUCAAAAGAUGGAAUAAAUGUGAUACAGAUAUCUGGAGUUAAUGAAUGGCAGGAAAGUGGUACCAUUACUGAACUACAACAGGAAACUUAGCUUAAAUUGGUUUUCUUUAAACAAGAUUAUAUUGAGAUAUGUCUGUGAUUAGCUGAUAAGUGUGACAAGUUGUUUAAAAGCUGGUAUCAAACUUCAGCACAGUGUUACUUUUGUUUCCUGGAACAGUAGACACUGGCAUCCUGUUUAAAUUGGGCUAAAAUUCAGCUAUGUUAUAAUGAUUCUACUCGACCCUUUUAAGGGCCCCUAGAGUUAAAUAUAGAAAAACCUUUAAACUACUACUUUAUAUGGGUCUUCCAACAAAUUUGAUCUUUAGCAUCCUUGUAUGGUCCUCUUAAAUUGAUUCAAAUGGUUUCAUUUUUAGCUCAACAGAACCAAAGGCUCAGGGUGAAAUAUUUUGAUCUCUCACCGUCCAGCGUCCGUCAUCCGUCAACUAUUCUUUAAACAACAUCUCCUCAUAAACCGCUUGGACAAUUUCAUCCAAACUUCAGAGGAAUGUUCCUUGGGGGAAGCUCUACAAAAAUUGUUCAAAGAAUUGAAUUCCAUGCAGAACUCUUGUUGCACUGGCUACCAAAAGGAAAAACUUUAAAAAUCUUCUUCUCAAAAACCAGAAGCCCUAGAGCUUAGAUGUUUGACAUGUAGCAUUGCCUAGUGGACUUCUACAAAAUUUGUUCAAAUCAUGACCCUCCCCAGGGUCAGAUUGACCCCACCCCAUAGGGUAACUUGAUUGUAUGUAGAAAAAAUCUUCAAAAUUUUCUAAAAUAUAAACCAGAAGGCCUAGAUCUUAGAUAUUUGACAUGUAGCAUUGCCUAGUGGACCUCUACAAAAGUUGUUCAAAUCUUGAAACCCCCAGGGUCAAAUUGACUCGGGGGGCCCAGGGGUUACUUGAUUGUACAGAGGGAAAUCUUCAUAAAUUUGUUAAAAAUAAACCAGAAGGCUUAGAUCUUAGAUAUUUGAUAUGUUACAUUGCCUAGUAGACUUCUACAAACUUUGUUCAAAUCAUGACUCUCGGGGUAAAAUUGGCCCCACCCCAGGGGUUACUUGAUUGUAGGUCGGAAAAUCUUCCAAAAUAUUUCUGAAAAUCAUCAGUUUCACAUUUGAAACAUGUAGCUAAUAUAAACCCAGGUGAGCGAUCCAGGGUCAUUAUGACCCACUUGUUAGGUUACCUGAGCAUGAAGUGCUCAAAGGUGAGCUUUUGUGAUCGCCCUGUGUCUGCCUUCCGUCAGUCAUAGGUCGUCAACAAUUUGACUGUGAACACUCUAGAGGUUUUGGCCCAGACCUAAUGAAACUCGGUUAGAAUGUUACCCUUAAUAAAAUCUUGGAGAAGUUCGAUAUUGCCUCAUCUGGGGUUAAAAACUGGGUCACCAGGUCAAAUCAAAGGAAAAGCUUGUUAACACUAUAGAGGCCAGAUUUAUGACUGUAUCAUAAUGAAACUUGGUAAUCUUGAUGAUCUCAAGGUCCAGUUUGAAUGUGGGUCAUAUAGGAUCAGAAACUAGGUCACUGGGUCUAAUCAAAGGAAAAUCUAGUUUACACACUAGAGGCUACAUUUAUGACCAUAUCUUAAUGAAACUUGGUCAGAAUGUUAGUCUUGAUGAUCUAUAGGUCAAACUCAAAUCUGGGUCAGGUGGGGUCAAAAACUAGGUCACUAGGUCAAAACAAAGGAAAAGCUUGUUAACACUCUAGUGGCCACAUUUUGGACUGUAUCUUCAUGAAACUUAGUCAGAAUGUUAAUCUUGAUGAUCUUUAGGUCAUGUUUGAAUCUGGGUCAUGUCAGGUCAAAAACUAGUCACCGGGUCAAAAACAAAGGAAAAGCUAUUUAACACUUUAGAGGUUACAUUUAUGACUAUAUCUAAAGGAAACUAGGUCAGAAUGUUAAUCUUGAUGAUCUUUAGGUCAAUAGGACAGGUGAGUGAUACAGCGUCUUCAUGGCACUCUUGUUUCCUGUUAUGGGGGUCACUAGAGUUAAACAGAAAAAAAGCAUUCUCACGAACCACAUGAUGGAUUAUCAUCAAACUUGGUCAGAAGCAUCCUUGAAUGGUCCUUUCUCAGGUAUAUUCAGAUGGUUUUGCUUGGCCUAGUUUAAUACCUGCCAGGUCUAAAAAUACAGAAAAAAGUUUCAAACAAAGCACAUGAUGGAUCAUCAUCAAAUAUUGUUAGAAGCAUUAGCAUAAGGUCUUUUUUCAAAUGUAUUCAAAUUAUUCUGUUUGACACCUUGCAGAAAAACAAAAAAAAAUCUUAAAUUUCUUUUUCUUAUGAACCACUUGAGGGAUUUUACCAAAGAUUGUCUGUAGCAUCAUUGUAAAACUCUGCUUUAUUCAGCCAGAUCUAAAAACACAAAAUCCUUUAUACAGCAAACUGGAAUCCUUUGAAGGUUUCUUAUAUUUGUUCAAAUGCUGGUGCAUGGUCCCAUGUUAGGAUUGCAAAAGCCAAAAAUAGAGAUAUCAGUGUAAUUUCUUUCUCAAAUUUAAUUAACCUCAUUAAGGACCCACUUGACCUAAAAAAAACAAAAACAAAUUAAACAACUUCUUCUAGUUAAACAUAUGUUUUUUCUUCUAAUUUGUUUGUAGCAUCCUUGCAAGAUCCCUUAUAAAAUGUAGCAUCCUCUCAUGGUCCUCCCAGUUUGUUCAACUCGUUGUGCAUGGACCCUAAAUGGGCCAACAGAACUCAAAAUAGAAAAUCUUUUAAACAGCUCCUCAUCAUGAACCAUAUGGUGGCUUUCCAGCAAUAUUUUAAAGGUCAGAUCUUUAAGGUAAAGGUCAUACUUAUGGAUUCUGUCAUGUCCUUAGUUAUUUUUUUUUCAUACUUAACACACAUAGACAAUGAGGUGAGUGACAUUGGGUCAUCAUGCCUCUCUUUGUUUUUUUACAGGCAUUGCUUUCUAUGAAGCGCAAGGGAAGAAAGUCUUUUGGAGGUCUUAUCAGACCUGUUACCUUGUUCCAUUACAAGUAUAUACUAAUACUUCAUUUCUAUAAACAUAGUAAUAGUAUUAGUCUCCGUCAAGUAAUGAAAAUAUUUAAGCUGUUAUCAAAUUUAAUAUCUGUUUUUGUAUUGAUUCAAUAAAUGUUUUGAAAGAAGUUA